Dissoconium aciculare CBS 342.82 is the source of this 1916-nucleotide messenger RNA. RefSeq lists its product as uncharacterized. The transcript has 3 exons. NCBI's taxonomy places the organism in Eukaryota, Fungi, Ascomycota, Dothideomycetes, Mycosphaerellales, Dissoconiaceae. The record is from RefSeq and is a predicted model, not a curated record. Bases 169 to 1809 code for a protein of 546 amino acids.
AGUCACUGUGAUACAAUCUCAGCAUCGAGGCCAGGCGUUCAGUACUUGCCGCCGAAGACCGCUUGAGCAAGUGUCAUCAUGUAAUGCGGACUGGACAGAGCACUCGGAUAUUUCCGACAAUGAAUUGUACCUACCUACCUACCUACCUACCUACCUACCUACCUAGGUAUGUAUGUAUGUAGGAACCUCCCACAAGAUGGGCGGCUGGCUGAGGGCCGUCGCUACUUCCCAAAUCCUGCUACUCAAACAGGCUGUCCGCCCAUUCUAGGCUGCAAGAGCAUUCACUGUAGACACCUGACAACUACACGAUUACCUCUUGACUACGAGCCAUUAGAAGCAUUGUCGUCAGGGCGACUGUGGCUAUGCUGUAUUCCUUCAAUUUUGCAUUUCUGGUGUCCCCUCAUCUUCUCUAUUUCAUCAUCAUCACUUUUAUUUCGUUUGCAGAACGACCCAUCAGCUCACAUUCAUCGACAAGUAUCUCAGCUCAGCAGUACUAUCACCUCUCUGAUCGCCUCUCUCCUCUGCCUCACACAUCGCUCCGCUUUUGAGACAUUCGACACUCCAAUGCAUUCGAAAUCAUUUCUGACCGGCUUGGCUGGCUGGGUUCUCGUCGGCAUUGUCGCGGCCUUGCCCAGUGGUGCCUCCCUCAACGAGACUCUGUCCCACGCUCCUACCACCAAAGAAGAGUCAGCGACCUUUUGCGAAGCCGUCGGCCACGGUGACAGUCCAGUUCCCGACUGGUACUGGAACAGACUCUCCAAGAGCUUCAAGACGAGGACCGACAUCUUUGUUGGCAACCGCAAGUUGCGUUUUGCACGAUUCGCCAACGACGUGUGCGGCCUCUGUCCAGAGUUUCCCAUGCAGCCAAUACACUACCAGGUCGGCAAGGUUGACAAGCUCGCCUCUGGCCGCUGCAAGACAUUCAAGCUCGAGACAGAAUGGAACAGCUUCAUCUUCGACUAUGGCAGCAAAAUUUCCGAUUGCCGCCUCGACGUUCACGCCGAACCUGACUGCGACGGCCCAGUCACUCAUUCCUAUGAGUCGAAUGCCGAGCAUCACUGCCAAACAAUCCCACAUGGUGGCAAGUCUGUUCAUGUCGAGUGCGGAAAGCCUCAUGAUCGUGUCGAGUUUCUGCACUGGCCUGUCGAUGAAGUCAUGAGCUGCGCUGCCACCGACCUUUUUGAGGUCGAUGACGUUCUCGACAAUGACAAUGUUACUCAACAACCUAUCCCCCCAACUCGCGUGAUGCUUCGCAAUGCGCAAGUUGCCGACGGGGCCAAACAUUCCGCUUCUACCAUCCUCGAGGCCGAUGAGCAUGAUGAUGACAACGAGGACGACGACGACUUCGACUUACCCGACGAAGACGCCACUGAUUUCCUGAAUCUGGAAUCGACGAGGAGGAUUAAGACUGUGGUCCACCAGCAGUUUGACGCUCUGCCGCCGAACGGCACAUCCUUCGCCUACUUCCAGAACCGCGACUGCGGCAGCUGCGGCAACUCGAGCGAAACGGGUACCGCGAUGCUCCUCGAAUCGGGACAGUGCCAGACUCUCCCAUCCAACUUUACCUCUUUCUUCUUCAAGAUCGGCGACAGUAUCCAGGUAGCCCACCUGCAGGUGUUUGGUCAAGCAGCUUGUGCGGGAGAAGCCACCAGUGAGUCGCCAUCACGCGUGACAUGCAGAGCCUUGCUGACAUCUACCGUAGCUUUGGAUGAGUGGGACACCAGUGUGUGUCAACUCAUGGAAGACGAUGUCAUUGGCAGAUCGGUCAAAGCCGUCUUCACCACCAAUUCCGACGCUGGCAUGCAGUGAGCGACUUAUGCUCGAAAUUUUCCGAGGGUGUCGACGUUUCGACGUAUCGAAUAGUCGCAGGACUGGUCACUAACUCCUAUGAUUUCUCUCGGGAUGUGAGGUUUUCU